This is a messenger RNA of Cololabis saira (Pacific saury), 1772 nucleotides long. RefSeq names its product GTPase IMAP family member 9-like. Gene Ontology annotation, molecular function: GTP binding. Bases 50 to 1117 code for a protein of 355 amino acids. The transcript has 2 exons. The record is from RefSeq and is a predicted model, not a curated record. NCBI's taxonomy places the organism in Eukaryota, Metazoa, Chordata, Actinopteri, Beloniformes, Belonidae.
UGCUUUUCACUUGAGCUGAAGAAUCUACGCUGCUCUCUUCAACCCAAACAUGGAAGGACAUCAUUUCAACACCAACAGGACCAGAAACUUUGGAUCCAACCUCAUGAAUGAUGAUGAGCUUAGGAUUGUGAUGGUGGGGAGGACUGGAGUAGGGAAGAGCGCUACUGGGAACACCAUUCUGGGAUGGUCCCGCUUUCAUUCCAAGUGCAGUGCACGGUCUUUGACUGUGGAUUGUUCUAAAGAUAAAACUGUGGUGGAUGGACAACCAGUAUCUGUCAUUGACACCCCAGGCCUGUUUGACACCAGGUUUGGUCAGGAGAAGACAACCAAAGAUUUGAGCCAGUGUGUCACCUAUGCUGCUCCUGGACCCCAUAUCUUCCUGGUGGUCAUUUCUCUGGGCAGGUUCACUGAAGAGGAAAAGCAGACGAUGCAGAGGAUUCAAGAUAUCUUUGGCCAGGCUGCUGACAAAUACAGCAUGGUCCUCUUCACUCAUGGAGACGUCCUUGAAGACACCACUAUUGAAGAAUUCCUAUCUGAGAGUCCAGAGUUACAGGAGCUUGUAGCCAGAUGUAACGGCCAGUACCAUGUCUUCAAUAACAAGCUGAAAGAUAAGAAACCUCAAGUCACUCUGCUGCUCCAGAAGAUCAGAAAUAUCGUGCAGAAGAACGGAGGAAGCCAUUACACCAACAAGAUGUUCCAGGAGGCUGCGAGGUCAAUUGAAGAGAAAAAACAACGCCUAUUGAAAGAGAAGGAAGAGAAAAUCCGUAGGGAGAAAGAAGAACUGGAGAGAAAACUGCAAGAAAAGUAUGAAAAAGAGAUGGAGAAAAUCAACAGGCGACUCCAGGCUGAGAGAGAGAGGGAGAGAUGGAUGAUAGAGGAGGAAAGACUACAUCAAAUUAUGAUCAUGGAGCAGGUGAUGGAGAUGCAGAGGAAGAGGGAGAUGGAGAAAAGGGAGGCAGAAAGGAAGCGAGAAGAAGAGGAAAGAAACAGGGCAAUUGAAAUGAUGAAGAAGCAUUUGGAAGAACAACAUGAGAGGGAACUGGAAGAGGAAAGAGAGAGGUUGAGAAGAAUAGCACAACGUCGUGCUGAGGAGAAUGAUGAAUGUAUAAUUCUCUGAAAAUAUGGUUUGGAUAAAUCUUUGGUUGUGAAACUUGUAGCGUUCCUACUUAAACUAAUAAACUUAUAGGGACAACUUUGAUAACAAAGGAAAAAUAAUUGUAUUUAUCAAUCUCUCAUCUGAAAGCAGUUUUACCUUUUACCAGUAUGUAUCCAAGAUCAUAGCCUUGCCUUUUCUCUUUGAUAAAACAAAAAUAAGAGUGACUUUUGAACAGUAUCGUACACCUGAACUCCCAGCAUCACAGCGCUGCAACCCAUUCUCCCAUCAAAAUGUGAAAUAGCAACAUUGGUCCACAGUACAAAAUGUAUUAGUUUCUCAACUAAGCCUCUCAAGGACGGACGGUAUCAAAACCUUUGUCCGCUGAAGAACUCACCUAAUGCCUACUCACCAGCCACGGGCCGUGCCCCCUUGCACUGCCAUCAUGAGAGUCCCACUCAUCAUCAUGGCCUUUGUGGCCCUCCUGACCACAAUCUGGUUCCCAGUGGAACAGACUAGAGAGGAGCCCUGAGAGAUGGAAGAAACCUUUCCACUAAUGAGUCAUGCUGACAUGUUAGGAAGUGUUCCUCAAAACUCUUUACUUACAUUGUUGUUGUAAUUUAGGAACACUGCUAUAUGUUCAUCCCUGAAGAAACUGGUGCUGAAGGUAAUUUUACCA